AUGCGCGACAAAAUUGCCGAGCUCCUUAGCAAAUCUGUACGCGCGCCAGCGCAUACGGCCAAUACGGAAAAAUUGCGGAAUGGCAGUGUUUCUCCUGUUUUCUUCUCAGAUGAAGGGAGCGCACGCGAAGGCGGAUUGGUAUGGCGCGGGUGUUCCGCCGGCUGCGACGCCGAAGACGGCACGACGGGAACUCUCACCGACGGAAACGCCAACCCAGGAGACAAGUUGGAGGGGUCGGGCGCAGCUCCGGACGACCCUGUUCACCUCAAGAGACGGGUGGGACUCUUCAGUGGGGUGGCUCUAAUCGUCGGAACUAUGAUUGGAUCUGGUAUAUUCGUCUCGCCCUCUGGGCUUCUGGAGCGCACUGGCUCAGUGGGCAUAAGCUUCAUAAUAUGGAUGUCUUGUGGCCUACUCUCAUUGCUUGGAGCGCUCGCAUAUGCUGAAUUGGGGACAAUGAACACGUCAUCCGGUGCUGAGUAUGCAUAUUUUAUGGACGCAUUUGGAGGGCCACCCGCAUUUUUGUUUUCAUGGGUAUCCACGCUGGUUCUGAAGCCCUCGCAAAUGGCGAUUAUUUGCCUGAGUUUUGCGAAAUAUGCGGUCGAGCCGUUCGUCUCAGAAUGCGAACCCCCGGACACACUCGUAAAACUUGUGGCUGUUAUUGCUAUAGUGAUGAUAUUGGCUGUAAACUGCUAUAGCGUGAACUUAGCGACAAAUGUGCAAAACAUCUUUACAGCGGCAAAGUUAGUGGCCAUAGCAAUCAUCGUUUGUGGAGGAGCUUACAAACUCAUACAAGGUAAUACGCGACAUUUACAGGAGCCCAACUUCGCCAGUAGUACGGCGACUCUGGGCAACAUUGCCACCGCAUUCUACACCGGCCUUUGGGCCUAUGACGGUUGGAACAAUCUCAACUAUGUUACUGAAGAAAUAAAAAAUCCAUCCAAGAACCUACCGUUGAGCAUCAUAAUCGGUAUCCCACUGGUGACACUAUGCUACGCGCUUGUAAACGUAUCAUACUUGGCCGUGAUGUCGGUCAGUGAGAUGACGGAUAGUGAGGCCGUAGCAGUUACUUUCGGCAAUCGACUGCUGGGCCCUAUGGCUUGGCUAAUGCCUUUGGCCGUCACUAUAUCCACUUUUGGCUCGGCAAACGGCACUUUGUUUGUGGCAGGAAGGUUGUGUUUCGCAGCAUCCCGUGAAGGUCAUCUAUUAGAUAUACUAUCGUAUGUGCAUGUGCGCCGCUUUACACCCGCGCCUGGACUGAUUUUCCAUUCUCUGAUUGCGGUCGCAAUGGUGCUAUAUGGUACCAUAGACUCUCUGAUUGACUUCUUCUCAUUCACUGCGUGGAUAUUCUACGGAGGUGCUAUGUUGGCACUUAUCGUUAUGAGGAAGACAAAGCCACAUGCGCCCAGGCCUUACAAGGUGCCAAUUAUUAUCCCAUACAUUGUACUAAUAGUAUCGACAUACCUCGUGGUAGCCCCAAUCAUAGACAAACCGCAAUGGGAGUAUCUGUAUGCGACUGGAUUUAUCUUUGGCGGUCUACUUGUUUAUAUCCCCUUUGUGAAAUGGGGGUAUUCUCUGCCAUUUAUGGACAAGAUAACGGUGUUUCUACAGAUGGUAAUGGAAGUAGUGCCGACAUCGACAACUUUCGAAUACUAG
Messenger RNA from Pieris macdunnoughi, 1653 nucleotides. The record is from the annotation of a GenBank genome assembly. NCBI's taxonomy places the organism in Eukaryota, Metazoa, Arthropoda, Insecta, Lepidoptera, Pieridae.